Durusdinium trenchii is the source of this 1674-nucleotide messenger RNA. The record is from the annotation of a GenBank genome assembly. Lineage: Eukaryota; Dinophyceae; Suessiales; Symbiodiniaceae.
AUGAAUUAUCUUGGAAGAUCAAAUCCAGAUGCUCUCAGCUAUUUACAUGAAAUGGCCAUCGAAUCCUUUCAAGUUCGCGACUCAAACAACCGAACACCAGAAGAGGUGGCAGAGUCAGAGAAGGGCAAUGUUGCGGAGAUUUUCUUUUACAAAAUUAAAGUCAAUCAAUAUGCAAGGCAGGCGGCUAAAGCAAAUGAAAGGAAACACAUAUUUCAAAAGAAGUCCGAGGAGGCAAUCAAGUGCAAGGAGCUUGAGGAGCAAGUGAAGACCAUUUUUGAUUGCAGUGGAGACGGGAUCAAAGUGCCGCGAGGCGUUAUGCUAAUGAAAGAAUCUCAAGGCGAUUGUGGCAAAUCACGAUGUGCAGCGAGAUGCCCGAAUGCUGCAGCGUGCCCUGAAUGUCAGGAUUGUGAGGCUCAGCAAACGCAAUGUGCUGACGGAUAUGAUGAUGCAUCACAAGGUUGUAGCAGGUGCCAAGCUGGCUACGGCCGUCGCAGAGAAGAUCCAUUUCAGUGCAAAGCAUGCGGUGAAAUACCGUGGCUUUCCUGGGUGACCUACGUGGUGAAACCUUUGGGAAUCUACCUGGUCAGCCUGUGGACGGCACAUAAGAAAAGGGACCGGACCGCUUCUCUUCUAAAGAUUUGGAUGGCAUUUGGCAUCGUCAUGGCAUCCAUUUCGCCCAGCAUUAAAUCCUCUGAUACGUUUGCAAAAAUACACACUUCAUUGGUGCAAUCUGUGGAAGCAGGUGAAGGUGCAGCUUCCCUUGCCGCCCAAAUGACUGGUGCCAGCUUUGAUUGCUUGCUGGACAACCCACAUGCUUCGAUGACAGCCUGGUUGGGCCUAUCAUUUGCUCCACCUUUGGUCUUGUGGCUUCUGACAAUGAUCUAUGUGGUCGGUCGCUCCAUGAGCGCAGGGUCAGGGAUGGUGAGCGCACUGACCAAGGACGCUCUAAAGGUGACCAUUGUGAGCACCAAUUGCUUCCUGCCAGACAUGGUGGCAGCUUUGGUGCGCUUCGUCCCGUGCAUCCAUUUCCAAGUCUUUGAUCAAAGCAAGCAGUAUUUGCAAUUCAACGUGGAGACUCAGUGCAGCCAGGUCGUUGGAAUGAGGCUUGCAGCGGUUUUUGCCGCCAUCCUUCUUGGCACUGUGUUAGGUCCUGUGUAUUGGGUGGCCGUCAUCAUGAAGUCCAAGCAAUGGGAAGAUCGUGAGGAGGUGCUGGGUUUUCUCAUCUCUCAUUAUCGGGACAAGGUACGCUGGUGGGAAGCUACCGUUCUUAUUCGCAAAUGUGCAUUGGCUGUAGCCGUUACCCUAUUUUCUGCAAGUUAUGCACCCAUGCUCUACCUUUCUUCCAUACUCCUUAUUGUUGGCCUUGGCCUUGCAUGUCACUCAUACGUGCUUCCUUAUGACGACAGUUUCUUGAACCGGCUCGAGUUUGGCACCCUCAUGGCAUCAUUCAUAGCUGUCUUUUGCACAUUCCUUCUGCAGCUGGAAAUGGUUUCUUGGGCCGUCGAUGAUACAGUCACUAUUCCUGCAGGUGUGAUCCUAGUUCUCGUGGGCACGGUACCUUCCCUGGGCCUCAUGGUGUUGUAUUUCAUGGAGAUCAGGUCAUUUGGGCUUCAGAGACUGACAUCCCUCGCCGAUCAAGUCAAAUCGGCCGUUGCCCGUGAUGAUCCAGAUUGA